CUCUCUCCUGCCGCGCCGCUGCCGCCCACGGAGCCUCGGUCUCGCUCCUCCGUCGGCGGGAGGAAGCCGUUCGGGGAACUUCUUCGCCUGUGCGGGGAUUCCAGUCGCUCGGGUUCGCGGAUGGCUCGGGAACUGCCUCUGUGUGAUCAGCUGAUUUGCGAACGUGCGAAACUUUUGUGGCGGUUUUCGGUGCAAGAAGCGCGGUUGCUAUAAAUCUGAUAGUGUCUUGGGCUCUGAGUCCCUCGAGUCGUGAAGUUUUCUGUGGCUUAGGUAAACAAACGAAGACCAUUCUGAUUCUGUCUGGAGGAAUCAAACUGAAAUAUUUAAUUCUUGGUGAGUGAUGAUAAGAUGGAAUUCGUAUAGGUGAUCGCAAAACGUUUUAACGAUGAUUCUGAAACUCCGUUCACGGCGAUAGAUCGGAAAAAAAUUGGUCUCGCUUUAAUCUCUCUACCUGACCUGCUUCGCUCAUGACACGCGCCAGAGAGUGAGCCAUUGCCCCGCGGGUUGCAACUGCCAGGUGUUAUCGGCGAUGAAUGAGCGCCAGAGAGUGCCCCGAGGAUCUUAGUGCCGGGCGAACUCCCGCUGCCGGAGCACCCUCACGUGGCCGCUCCAGGACGCGACGGACUUAGGCAGGAGGAAAUCCCGCGCGACGGAGACGACCAACUCUGACGGCCGUGCGCUGCCUCUCUCACCUGUGUGCUGAGACCCAGCGGCGCCUCUUGAUUACAGCUGAGCCCUGCGCUUUGCCGCCGUGAUCUGUGCGAGGCCAGCAGGCGUACAGGUCGCACAGCGGAUCAAAGCAGAAGCAGCGACGGGGCGAGCAGACAGCCUGAAGCGACCAAAAGGAAAGAAGCUGGAGGAUUCACUAACGGGGUCAAGCAUGGCGUGCAAGUCCACAACCCCGUUACUACAACUGCUGCUCAUGACUGCUCUCGUGACUGCGCCGGCGACCAGCAUGAACGUGUCGUACCACAAGCCGACGCCCGACACCGUCAACAUCACCUGCGACGCCCACGGCAUCUAUCCGCAGCCGCGCCUCCUGCUGUUCCGGGGAACCAACGCCAGGACGAGCCAGGCAGUAGUAUCUUGA
Molecule: messenger RNA, 1090 nt
Organism: Penaeus vannamei (Pacific white shrimp)
Lineage: Eukaryota; Metazoa; Arthropoda; Malacostraca; Decapoda; Penaeidae
Source: RefSeq, a predicted model, not a curated record